Vombatus ursinus (common wombat) is the source of this 7902-nucleotide messenger RNA. It is a transcript of the gene VLDLR, whose product is annotated as very low density lipoprotein receptor. Gene Ontology annotation, cellular component: plasma membrane. The record is from RefSeq and is a predicted model, not a curated record. Lineage: Eukaryota; Metazoa; Chordata; Mammalia; Diprotodontia; Vombatidae. Gene Ontology annotation, molecular function: protein binding; calcium ion binding.
CAGCCAGUAGGGUACAGUAAUUACUGUAUGGAGCGCACAGCAGCUGCGGCGGCGGCGGCGGCAGCGGCAGGUUCCCUGGAUCAGGAAAUUAGGGCAGGCACGGGGGAUUGGAGGCGCGAGCGGCGCGCGAGCCAACCAGCAGCCACCCAGGGCCCCUGUGAGUCACGAGCGGACAAGGGGAGCAGCCCCGGCCCGGCAGCUGGAGCAGCAGCCACCACGGACACGCAUGCACACACUAUACACACACUCAUACAUACGUGCGCACACAGACACACAGGGCUUAGGCACCCGGUUGGCGUGUAUAAGAAGAGCCGGGGGGGAGGGGUGAAGUCUGCCGGCGUCUGUUCCUCCUCCUUGACCACUCCUCCCGCUCCCCCACUCUCACUCCUUCUCCCUCCCUUUACCCCCCUCUACAGUCGCCGCUGUGCUCGGCUCCUGGCUCCGGCUCUCUCCUUGGUUCCCUUCCCCACCCCCUCACCCUUUCCUUCCCCUCUUCUGCAUCGCCUGCGUUAUUUUCGUUUAGCAGGCUUGGUUUUGCACAGCUGCAACAGCGAGGGGGAGGGAGCGGUGUCGGCACCACCUCCACAACCAGCAACCCAGGAGCAGCAGCAGGAGCCGGGCACCAUGGGCACGUCCUCGCUCUGGGGACUCUGGCUCUUAGUCGCGAUGUGGUGUUUGUCUGGAGAGCGCAGCACUGUGGAGGGGACAAGAACAAAAUGUGAGUCAUCUCAAUUCCAGUGCAGCAAUGGCCGCUGUAUUACUUUGUUGUGGAAGUGUGAUGGUGAAGAAGACUGUAGCGAUGGCAGUGAUGAGAGUUCAUGUGUGAAGAAGACAUGUGCUGAGUCUGACUUCGUAUGCAAUAAUGGCCAGUGUGUACCGAACAGAUGGCAGUGUGAUGGGGACCCAGACUGUGAAGAUGGAUCUGAUGAAAGGCCAGAACAAUGCAAUAUGAGAACCUGCCGAAUAAAUGAGAUCAGCUGUGGUGUUCGAUCAACCCAAUGUAUCCCAGUGUCCUGGAAGUGUGAUGGUGAAAACGACUGUGACAGUGGAGAAGAUGAAGAAAACUGUGGCAAUGUAACUUGUAGUCCAGAAGAAUUCACUUGUUCCAGUGGUCGCUGCAUCUCUAAAAACUUUGUCUGCAAUGGUCAGGAUGAUUGUAAUGAUGGUAGUGAUGAGUUGGACUGUGCUCCCCCUACAUGUGGUGCGCAUGAGUUCCAGUGCAGCACUUCUUCCUGUAUUCCCAUCAGCUGGGUAUGUGAUGAUGAUGCAGAUUGCACUGACCAGUCUGAUGAGUCCCUGGAGCAGUGUGGACGCCAGCCUGUGCCUCAUGAAAAAUGCCCAGCCAGUGAGAUUCAGUGUGGUUCAGGGGAGUGUAUCCAUAUGAAAUGGCGCUGUGAUGGGGACCCUGACUGCAAAGAUGGAAGUGAUGAGAUAAACUGUCCUUCUCGAACAUGCCGGCCUGACCAGUUUGAAUGUGAAGAUGGCAACUGUAUCCAUGGCAGCAGACAGUGCAAUGGGGUCAGAGACUGUAUAGAUGGCACAGAUGAAAUCAACUGCAAAAAUGCCAAUCAGUGUUCUGGACCUGGAAAAUUCAAGUGCAGAAGUGGGGAAUGCAUAGACAUCAGCAAAGUGUGCAACCAGCAACAAGAUUGCAAGGAUUGGAGUGAUGAACCCUUAAAGGAAUGCAAUGUAAAUGAAUGCUUGGUUAAUAAUGGUGGAUGCUCCCACAUCUGCAAAGACCUGAUUAUAGGUUAUGAAUGUGACUGCGCUGCUGGGUUUGAACUGAUAGACAGGAAGACUUGUGGUGAUAUUGAUGAAUGCCAAAAUCCUGGAAUCUGCAGUCAAAUUUGUAUCAACUUAAAAGGCGGUUACAAGUGUGAAUGUAGUCGUGGCUAUCAAAUGGAUCUUGCCACAGGAGUAUGCAAGGCAGUAGGAAAGGAACCAAGCUUAAUCUUCACUAAUCGAAGGGACAUCAGAAAAAUUGGCCUGGAAAGGAAAGAAUAUAUUCAACUUGUAGAGCAACUAAGAAAUACCAUAGCACUAGAUGCUGACAUAGCCGCCCAGAAGUUAUUUUGGGCUGAUCUAAGCCAAAAAGCAAUCUUCAGUGCCCCAAUUGAUGCUCGUGACAAAGUUGGUAGACAUGUUAAAAUGAUCGACAAUGUCUAUAAUCCUGCAGCCAUUGCUGUUGACUGGGUCUACAAGAAUAUCUACUGGACUGAUGUGGCUUCAAAGACUAUUUCAGUGGCUACUUUAGAUGGAACCAAGAGGAAGAUCCUAUUUAAUUCUGAUUUACGAGAGCCUGCCUCCAUAGCUGUGGACCCGUUGUCUGGCUUUGUUUACUGGUCAGACUGGGGAGAACCAGCUAAAAUAGAAAAAGCAGGCAUGAAUGGACUUGACAGACGGCCACUGGUGACUAUAGACAUUCAAUGGCCUAAUGGAAUUACACUUGAUCUUGUAAAAAGCCGUCUCUAUUGGCUCGAUUCUAAACUGCACAUGCUGUCCAGUGUAGAUUUGAAUGGUCAAGAUCGUAGAAUAGUACUCAAGUCUCUAGAGUUUCUGGCUCAUCCUCUUGCUGUCACAAUGUUUGAGGACCGUGUCUAUUGGAUAGAUGGUGAGAAUGAAGCAGUCUAUGGUGCCAACAAAUUCACAGGAUCAGAAUUGGCUACUCUGGUUAACAACCUCAAUGAUGCUCAAGAUAUAAUUGUAUACCAUGAACUCGUACAACCAGCAGGUAAAAACUGGUGUGAAGAAGACAUUGAAAAUGGAGGCUGUGAGUACCUAUGUCUACCAGCACCACAGAUCAAUGAUCACUCUCCAAAAUAUGCCUGUUCCUGUCCCAGUGGGUAUAAUCUGGAAGGUGAUGGCAGGGCAUGUAGAAGAAUCAAUGUGACUACUGCAAUAUCAGAAGUAAAUGUUUCUCCAGGAGGAACUUCAGCUGCCUGGGCCAUCCUUCCUGUCUUGCUCUUGGCUAUGGCUGCAGCUGGUGGUUACUUUAUGUGGAGGAAUUGGCAACACAAGAACAUGAAAAGCAUGAAUUUUGACAAUCCUGUCUACUUGAAAACCACAGAAGAAGAUCUCACUAUAGAUAUUGGAAGACAUAGCACUUCUGUUGGACACACUUAUCCAGCAAUAUCGGUUGUAAGCACAGAUGAUGACCUAGCUUGAAUAUUUGAACAAGAGACAGCCCUUUCAAUCUACACUAAGUCCUAAACUUUUUUUUUGGAUGGUAACCAAACCAGUGGCUGAAAAAAAAACAGUUCUCUUCCUACCACCUGGAAGAAUGUGAUCAUAUUAUUUGUGUGGAGCAAGCUUGUGUACUCGACCUUUUUAUAUUCUACUUUUUUUGUAAAUAUUCUUGUCCACAGUUUAGUUCAGCUCUGGAUGUAGUUACCAAAUAUCUGUAACCCUUGAAUUUUUUAGACAGUAUUGCCACCAAUGGCCAAAUAUGCACUUUCCAUAGAAAGCCAUAUUCCAGCAAUGAAACUUGUGCUAUAUAGUACACAACCUGUACAUAACUUGUAUAGGCCAUCUGUAAAUAUCCCGAAGAACAAUCACUAUUCUUAAGCACUUUGAAAAUAUUUCUAUGUAAAUUAUUGUAAACUUUUUUUUUCAAUGGUUGGGGCAAUGGCAAUAGGAGAAAACGGGUUACUAAGAUGAAAUUGCCAAAAAAAAAAAUUUGUAAACUAAUUUUGUAUGUUUGAGUGAAAUCUUUGUGACCUCCAUGGAGGCUUGCAGAGGGCGAGUGUUCAGCAAACCACUGUACAAUUUUUUUCCACGUGCUAAAAAUUAAACCAAGCAGCUUAUCAAUGGCUUGUGCCUAUUCCUAUAGGGCAGGAGUGCAUUUCAUGUAUCAGCACUUCAAGUGACAUUACUUGGACUUUGUUUAUGCUUUCCCAAAUAUACUAAGCUUUAAGGUUUAGUUACUAUGAGAUGAUGCAGUAGCCUAUAGACUUUAAUGUCUUAUGGCCCUGGACUGAAUCCUGUUAGCUUAAUGUUUUUAUUAAAAAAAAUCAUGGGACUGGUGGAGUAGGGAGAGGGGUAGAAGUGAGAUCACCAAAAAAACCUACCAAGUUCUUCUUGGAAGUGAUUUUGGCCUAUUAACAUUCUAGGACUAGGGUACCAAAAAGUGAGUUCUUUAUACUAUCAGCUAAUGGUUUUUGUUAGCAUCCUUUCUGGAGAAUGUUCCUGCUUUAGUCCCUUUAUCAUUAGUGAUAUCUGAUCAAACCUAUGCUUAUUUCCUAGGAAUGGUUAUAUUUUCCCACAUGCUUAAAAAUUCCAGGGAGUCAAAAUGAAGGAUAUUUUGCAUUGGGGUGGGGGAACUAUUUCAUCGACCAGGCAAGAAUUACAGAAACUAUUUGACCGACUUGGAUAAGGUGAGUAUAGUCUGCUUUUCUAAAGCUUUAUAGAAGUAGGAUUUCAUUUUGGUAGUGACUAAUUAGGGAGCCACUGUUGAUCAGGAUGAGUUACAGAGGGUUUUCUCAAAGACGUAGUUGGGAGAAACAAAGUCAGCAGAAUGGAAGUCAAAGUCCAUCCCCUAGGUCAUGAAAAAUGAUGGUGAGAUGUUUGAAUUUGCAAUCUGAAGUCUCCUGUCUUUAUUUACGCAUAAUGUUCUGCCUUAUCCUAAAAGGCUAAGCUUCAAAUAUACAACUAGUUUUGCAUGGAAUCCAUGCAUAGACUGUAUCCACGGGAGCAGAGGACUCUUUCUAGAGUCAUGGCAUAGUAAAAAUCACGGCCCAGAGAUAUGGGUAGGAAAUGGAAGUGCAGUGGGCAUUUUUUUUUAAUGGAUUGUCAAUGUAUAUGGUAUUGAAGAAAUCCAGAAUAGGCUAAAAACCAAGAAGUGAUCAGAUCUUGGAAGUCCAGGACAGAGAAGGAUCUAAGCAUGAAUAAACUUUUCUUGAUAUAACAAGGUAGAAUAGAGAAACAGCUCAUUGAUCUUAAAUGUCUUUAUUGAUUUGAUAACAUGACACUAAUAUUAGGGAAAUGGAGGUGAAGUAAGAAAACUUGUCAAAUAUAUGAAGAUAAAAGAUGUAGUAAUUAAAUAGUCUUGAGCUGUUUAAGGAUCAUGACCUAAUGCUUAACAAUUGAGAAGAAAAUGAAGCAUUAAGUCUUUUCUCAAACUCUAACCUCUAUAUAAUGUAACCAAGAUCCCAUUAAUGUCUUGGUCUUAAAGAAGGAUACUCACAUGACCAUUUGCUUAGCUAGAGCUGAAACUAAAAAAUGACAAGUUACUCAUUAAACUUGGAUAAUUUAUAAUUUCCCAAAAGGCUUAAAUAAAUGCAUUUUGGCAACUGUGGUCAUGAGUGAAUAAGUUGUUUUACUAAACAGUGCAGCUAAUUUGGUAUAGUUAAAGGCUACCCUUUUAUCUACUACAAUCUAUUAAAAUACCUCAUUUGUUACUAGAUUAUAAAAAGAAUUAAGAAAGUGGAGUAGAUUACUCUUACUGCCUGCCUAAUGAGAAGGAUUAACACUGGACAACUAACUUCCAACAAUACAUUACAUUCAUAUCAAGUUCCUUCUCACAUUUUGGGUUAUUUUAAAUAUUAAAUGUUCGUUCAAAUUCAGAUCCAAAAUUAGUAGAGUAGGCCGUAUUUCCAGCAUUGCUAGAUGUACCUCAUAGCUGAAAAGCUAGGUAAACUGGGCCUUGGCCAUAGUGUGUAUGUUCUAAAACUAAGAUAAAUAGGGAGAGGAAUGUUCUACAAAGACUUCUAAAUGUUCCAUGUUGGUCCCUUGUUUGCAUACUUCAUAAAAGGUAGACUCUCCAUUAUCCACAUUUAAUGAAAGUGAACCUUGGUACUAAUCCAAAACAAUUUACAUUUGACUUUAGAUUGUAUUGUAAAUUUAUUACCUUAAAGUCUUACCUUAAAGGUGAAUCUUAAAAGUAAUUGUGUCUGCAGGUAAGCAUAGCAGGUGGUGGGAAGGUGGUAUAGAAAUAUCAAGAAGAUAAAACUGAGUACAGUUUAUAAUAAAUAACUUUUCAAGUUCUAUGAAAUUAUUUAGCCUUACUAGAGGACUUUUUUCUAACUGGAAACCUCUUAAAUUACAGUAUUCACAUGUCAAGUUAUUUUAUAACGCUAAAGUUCCUUGUUCGUUCAAGUUCAGACCCAAAAUAAAUAGCAAGAGCUGCUUGUAAUAUAUUGAGCAAAUGAGUAAGAACUACCUGAUAAGUUCCUUAAUGGCUUGCCUUUGUAAAGACAGGGCUUGGCCAACUAUGACUCUCUGGCCAAAUCCAGCCCACAGCUAAAAAUGGCUUUUACAUUUUUAAGUACAAUGAUGCUUUACUUCAAAAAUGUAAAAACUAUUUUUAGCUCUGGAGCCAUAUAAAAACAAGGGUGGGCUGGAUUUGACUUUGCUCCCUGCCUUAAGGGAUCAAAUUGGCAGGGGUUUAUGUUUUAAAGUUUAUUCUAAAAAGUAUUACUUUAGAUCUCUUAACUCCCACCAGUUCACCUGAAUUGUUUUGUGCUUAGAAAAUUGUAGAAAAUUUUAGAAAAUUCUUUACUUAAUCUAGUUCUCAAGUUAACAUUCUCAGGUCUUAUGGAAAGUCCAUAUACAAUUCUUUUUAAAUAUAUUUUCAAUAAUUAUCAGAAAUAGCAAAUUCUAACUAAGAACCAGUGAGCAAAAGAAUGCCAUUAAAUGUUUAAACACCAUACAAAACACAACAUUAAAAAGCUUUUAUGAGAAGAAUGUGAAGUCAGGAGAUCAGUUUAGUAUCUUUCACUCUACUAAACAACCUGAAGAAACAUAUGUAGCCAGUGAUGCCUUACAGGGUGUUACAAGGCAGGAAAACAGGAUUAACUUGAAAAGCUAUCAAUGAAACUCUAUAUAAUAACUUCAUCUUAUUCUAAAGCUAAAAUCAGCCUGAAUGUCUUACUGUAGCACCUCAUAUGUAUGUGUGUAUAUGCACUUAUGUACAUUUAGGUAUAUAUAUGUACAUUUAUGUACACACACACACAGAUUGAUUGCAAUUGCUGUGGUAACCCCCCAAAUUGGAAGAAAGCCAACUUAUUCUAAGAUGCUGAAUUUCUUGAUUACUGUUCAGUGUCAUCACUUGCAAAUUCAUUAUUUAUUUUAGCAUUUUCUUCCAACUUUAGGUAUCCCUGCUUAUGUAAGGUAUUUCAAGUUUCUUUUUGUGGAAGUAUAUAUUGGUAUCAUAGAGAAAAUGGGUCACUUUAGGGAAUGAAGGUAGAAGAGAGUUUAGAACUCUGUGCUGUGAAGUAGAGGGUUCCCCACCAGGUCACCCUGCCGAUGCAGAUAUAGUGAGUGGUAGCCAACUGUCCAACACUUAUACAACUGAGUUAGAUAAGAGGAGGAAGAUUGUUAUAUCUUGGAUCAACCUGACCAAUAUAGUGAGUCAGAGGCAUCAAUAAAAUCUGGAAUGAUGGCAUAGCUUCAGUGGUUAGUGUUGAAGCCUAGGUCUUUCUCCCCUCAGGCUCUUGAAAAGAAUGUGCAAGUGUCAGCCUGGGUCUAGGCUCUUAGCUCACACUCUUCUGGAGGCCACAAAAAGCAGGAAGCAAUAAGCUGUGGACAGAUCUAACCUAGAGUUCCUAUCUUAAGCAUACUAGCCAGUUGGCUUACAUUUCCUGUCUAUGGUGCCUGCUUUCAGACACAAGAGAUAAUGUGAUCAAACACAGUUACUUCUCCCUAGUACCAAAUUCUUUUAAUGAGGUGAUGUUCAAUUUCUAAGUACACAUCACAAACAGGACCUUUUUAAACCACUGUUUGAAAGAGCUUUAAACUAGGAAGUCGGUAGACUUGGGUUCUAAUGUUGGCACUGUCACUGAUUAGCAAUGUGAUCUUGGGCAGGGCUUUGGUAAAAUGAGAAUGUGAUAUCAGUCUCAAAGGAAAGCCUGUUCUGUCUUUAGGAUUUUGUUACAGGAAAGGUCAGAAGCUGAACACUGGAGUUAG